Molecule: messenger RNA, 1811 nt
Organism: Folsomia candida
Lineage: Eukaryota; Metazoa; Arthropoda; Collembola; Entomobryomorpha; Isotomidae
Product: lisH domain-containing protein C1711.05-like
Exons: 3
Coding region: 605-1510 (301 amino acids)
Source: RefSeq, a predicted model, not a curated record
UUCAGGCGAGACGGGUAUUAUUAUGCAUUUACGAAAAAUCCCUGAAAUAUAUAUAUUUAAUAUUAAUUAAGAGAAAAUCCAAAAUAGUGGAAAUAUUCAUAUCUAAAAACCUAGAAAUGUGUGAUAUGUAAAAAAAAUUUGAAAUUUUUGUAAUCUACACGAGCUAAGGAACACACGCAUAUAGUUUGACCGUUGGUCAUCAUCAAAUGAAAAACUCGGAAAUAAAUACAUAACCGCCCUCUGCUAAUAAAGUAUUUCACAAAAGAGCCAAAAUAUAAUAUUUUGAUGAAAUUGUCACCAUUUCCUUCCAAAUUUAUUAAUAAGUGCAUACACACAAAAAGUGAGAACGAAUGACCUCGAGUAGCAAGUGGGCAGAGAGAACUUUUCUCGCUUCUCAUUUUCUCCCCCCUGUCACACCGAACUAUGGAGAAAAACAAGCCGUUAUUUGCGUCUCCUCUUUGAUUUGACAAACAGUCAAAAUUAAUAAGAGAAGACGAUAUAAUAAAUCACAAUAAAUUAAAAGUUUACAAACUUUCCACGUAGGCGGAGGAAAUUAAUCAUUUCGUCAAAAGUAACAACAGUCAGUUUUAGAAAAAAAAUAAGAAUGAACUGGAACGGAGGAGCUCGUGCGAGAUUUCAGCAAAAAAAUGUUCCCCUUCAACGACGCGGACAAGCACCGCCGCCACAACAGCAAGGUCAAGGUCGAGCACCAGGCCCUUCCACCAGUAAUGCCGCCAUUGACGAGAUUCCCUCAGCACGCCGAGUACCCUACGGCCGGUACGAUGUCGCAUCCGACCCGCGGUAUGAACUUGUCGAGAAAAAAUCAGACGGAGCUCGGUACAGAACCGUCCCAUUGUUGGAAUCUGUAAGACGUACAUUUCCAAAUGGAGACGUCCUUUCACUCCAACUCUCGCAUGCCAUGGAAAUUCAUAGAGUGAGAGCAAGCCCAGUAACGGUGUGUUCUGUUGGAAUGGGGGGAAUGCAAGAAGGAAACGGCACCGAGAACGAGAUCGACAAUAACGACGAGGAUGAGAUCGACAGCCACGUCGAGGUCGACAGUAACGCCGGGGUCGAUAGCAGCGGCGAGAUGGACAGCAGCGGCGACGUCGACAACAACGACGAGGUCGACAUCAGCGGCGGAAUAGACGACAAUGCUGAGGUCGACAGUACCAACGAGAUCGACAGUAUCGCUGGGGUCGACAGUAUCGCUGAGGUCGACAGUAUCGCUGGGGUCGACGAUAACGCCGAGGUCAACAGCAACGCCGAGGUCGACAGCAACGCCGAGGUCGACAGCAACGCCGAGGUCGACAGCAACGCCGAGGUCGAAGACAACAACGACCAAGGCGCCACAAUAUCCGACGAUGGGUCCCCUGCGACUAAACGACGCCGACUUGAAGCAACAACUUCUUCUUCUGAAGAGGAUGAAAAACAAAUCACUACUACUACUACUACUACGACUUCUCCUACUUCCCAAGAUCAAAUGGAACUGGAUUCCGAGCUCGGUGGAUAAGAGUGUUGUUUUUUUAUCGCAGUAGAUUUUUUUUAUCUCUAACAAAAAAUGUUACCGUAAAAAUAUUUUAUGCUCAUUAGUCGUUAAGCUAUACAUACAUGCUACUAUUUACUAUAUACAUAUAGAAUUUCAUGGCUAAGACUCACCCAAGUUUAUGUAAUUAGAACGUUAAGUUCAUCAUUUUCAGUGGGUCACAAAGUCUCAAAUUAGUAUAUCUUUAUAGUUGGUUGGUUGGUAUUCAACACUUUAUGCGUUCUGGUGUCAGACAGAAGACCAGUAAAUUUGUUUUUAAUCACCCAGA